AUGGCGCACAACAACACUGCCCUCCUCUCCCAUGAUGGUGCUCAUUUCAGCUUCCAGAAUGUUAACGUAGCUGUAGCAUGUCUUUACUUCCUCGUGUUCCCUGUUGCGUUUCUGCUCAACGGGGUUGCCGCAUGGGUUUCCUUGCACCUCUCGUCCACCUCUACCUUCAUAGUGUAUCUCAAAAACCUUGUGGCUGCUGAUCUGCUCAUGACGCUGAUGAUCCCAGCUAUGGCAGCGAGUAAACUACCUGGAGCAUCAGUGUGGUUGCAGGCGUUCGACUGCCGCUACUCUUCUGUCAUUUUCUACUGCUGUCUGUACACGAGUAUCUCCCUAAUGGGUCUCAUCAGCCUCGACCGCUUCUUCAAAAUUGUUCGCCCGUUUGGAAAAGUGUUGGGACAAAGCGUUGCCUUCAGUGUUGCUACAUCCACAUUGGUUUGGUUGGUGUUAUUCGGGACCACAGUUGUCCCAACCAUAAUUCUGACGGACAAGAGUCAUGUGAAUGUAACGACAGAUUUCUGCAUGUCCCUGAAAAGUCCAGCUGGUAUGAUCCUUCAUAACUAUGUGGUUCUGCUCAUGGAGACCCUCUUCUGGCUCGUCACUAUACUGACAGUGUUUUGCUACAUCUGCAUCACCCUGAGAGUCCUGCAGUCCUUCAGGAGCUCUGGCAGCAACAACAACCAAGGAAAAAAGAAGACCAAGCUACGAGUCUUUUUGAUCCUCUUUGUGUUUUCUGUAUGUUUCAUGCCCCUUCACAUUAUGCGUAUUCCCUUCACACUGCAUGAAGUCUUUCAUAUUGCUGAGAGUACAGAGACAAACUGGUGGACAUGUUGA
This is a messenger RNA of Notolabrus celidotus (New Zealand spotty), 831 nucleotides long. RefSeq names its product P2Y purinoceptor 13-like. Lineage: Eukaryota; Metazoa; Chordata; Actinopteri; Labriformes; Labridae. Gene Ontology annotation, biological process: G protein-coupled receptor signaling pathway. The coding region runs from base 1 to 831 and encodes 276 amino acids. The transcript has 2 exons. Gene Ontology annotation, cellular component: membrane. Gene Ontology annotation, molecular function: G protein-coupled purinergic nucleotide receptor activity. The record is from RefSeq and is a predicted model, not a curated record.